AUGCCACCAACAGGAUACAUUGAAAAUAUUGUUGAUACCAUAAAGAGUAUUAAAAGAAAAAUGUCAUACGUUCAGGACAGUCAAGGCAAUGCAAUCAAUGCAAUUCAUUUUUGCAUUUUGCCAAAAACUUUCCAAAUACUCUUAGGCAAUAUGAACAACAAUAGGAUGAAUGUGGAAAAAUACAAAAAUAAACUGCCUAUAAAAUAUCAAACUUAUCAUAAUAAAUAUACCAAAGAGAAUAAUAGUAAUAAUAUAGUAAGAUUUGUUAAUACAUCAGACAAAACUUCUGACUUUGUGGUUAUUGAUACUGCAUCAGGAAUUAGCAUGACACCUUUCAAAGAGCAACUAGUUGACUUUACUCCCCUAACAAAAGGAAACCCUGGUCCAUCAUAUUAUGGAGUAGGAAAUGAUGAUCAAGAAAAACCAAUUUAUUAUGAAGGUUAUGGAUUUCUACCGAUUCGAGGUGAUAAUAAUAAAAUUAUCCAUAUGUUUACAUAUUUGGCUCCAUAUGAAGAUGCAAUAAUUUUAUCUGCAUUCAAACUAUGGGAAAUAGUUGGAUAUGGUUUUGAAUCUGGAAAAUAUGACUUUUCAACUGUCAAUAAUUAUAAAAUACCAACAAAAAUUAUGGAUCAUACAAUUUGGGUUCCUACUAAGCAAAUAAUUGCAGAAUAUACAAAUGAAAUUACAAAUAAAAAAGUAAGAAUAAUAAAAUCUUCUAAAAUAUCACUUUUAGAGGCUCACUUAAGACUAAAUCACCUACCUACUGUAGCAAUACAAGAGUCUAUCAAGAAUAAGAUUUUUAAGGAAAAUAGAGUAAUUACCACUACAAACUUUAAAAUCCCUGAUUAUUCAGUAAAUUCGCAACAGAAGAGUAAUCCAGAAGAAACCAUUAUUGCACGAUUUAAAGCUAAUGUUACAUCUAAAAUAGGUUCUACUAGAAAUUUUGAAUUUGAUGAAGAUGAGAUUAAUGAAGCAUUUCCUGAUGAAGAGUAUGAAAAUGAUACUGAAGGUAUAAAUAAUCUUAUGGUAGAUGAUAAGAUAGUAUCACAACAGUUGUUAAAUGACCUUAAUGAAAAUGGUGAAGAAGAAACAAUGGAUACUGAAAGUGAUUUUAGUCCUUCUAAUAUAGAUCCUGACCUUAUUGACAAUGUAAAUUUAGAUGAAAUUUUAGAACAACCUAAUGUAAUUGAACUUAUGGACAAUGAGAAUACAACAAUUAACAGUGAAAACGAAAUUAAGAAUACAGACACUAAUAAUGAGAAUAUUGAUGAUGAUAGCAACAGUAACAAUGAUAAUGAUAGCAACAGUAAUAAUGAUAAUAAGGACAAAUAUUCAAUGUUAAUAAAUGACAAUGAUUAUAAAAAUUGCAAUACUUCAAAUGAUGAGAUAAAUAACAUAUUACCAUCUAAUGAAGACUCUAACUCAGUAACUGAUGAACAGAACAGUUCCAAUAUCACAAAAUACAGAUAUCGUAAUACAGAGUAA
Molecule: messenger RNA, 1485 nt
Organism: Henningerozyma blattae CBS 6284
Lineage: Eukaryota; Fungi; Ascomycota; Saccharomycetes; Saccharomycetales; Saccharomycetaceae
Exons: 1
Coding region: 1-1485 (494 amino acids)
Source: RefSeq, a predicted model, not a curated record